AUGGAAGCCCAGAAUGAGCCUAUUGCCAUCAUUGGCACCGGUUGCCGCUUCCCCGGGAGUUGCGACAGUCCCUCAAAGCUCUGGAAGUUGCUGGAAAAGCCACGCGACCUGUUGAAGAAAAUCCCAAAUGAUCGAUUUAGUGCUGAUGGGUUUUACCACCCAAAAAAUUCUCACCAUGGCACUAGCAACGUGCGACACUCUUACCUGCUCGACGAGGAUUUGCGUACCUACGAUGCCCAAUUCUUUGGGGUCAAGGCGAUCGAGGCCAGCUCCAUGGAUCCUCAGCAGCGUCUGCUUAUGGAAACCGUGUACGAGGCUCUGGAAUCGGCUGGGCUUUCUAUCAAACAACUUCAGGGCUCCGACACGGCCGUUUAUGUUGGUGUUAUGAGCGCCGAUUUUAUGGAUAUGCUCGCGCGUGACGUCGAAAAGUUUCCAACUUAUUUCGCCACUGGAACUGCACGCAGCAUUUUGAGCAACCGCCUCUCCUACUUUUACGAUUGGCACGGUCCAUCCAUGACAAUCGACACAGCUUGCUCGUCGAGUUUGAUUGCCUUGCAUCAAGCUGUACAGGUCCUUCGUUCCAGGCAGUCCAAGGUGGCAGUGGCUGCCGGAUCAAACAUCAUAUUGGGCCCAGAGCAGUACAUCGCGGAGAGCAAGCUUCAGAUGCUAUCGCCGGAUGGUCGCAGCCGUAUGUGGGACGCCGAGGCUAACGGUUACGCCCGUGGAGAGGGUGUUGCGGCUGUCGUUCUCAAGACUUUGAGCCAGGCUCUCGCUGACGGGGAUCACAUUGAGUGCAUCAUCCGGGAAACCGGAAUCAACCAAGACGGCAAGACCCCCGGUAUCACGAUGCCGAGUGCCACGGCACAGGCCGCCCUGAUUAGAUCUACCUACGCCAGGGCCGGUCUUGAUCUGCGUAAAGCGACCGACCGACCUCAGUUUUUUGAGGCUCAUGGCACGGGUACUCCGGCUGGUGACCCAAUAGAGGCUGCCGCCAUCAGCAAAGCCUUUUUUGGGGAUGAUGUAAAGCCCCGUUCCAGAGACGGCCACGACACUCUAUUUGUUGGUUCUAUCAAAACAGUCAUUGGCCACACCGAAGGCACUGCCGGCCUCGCCGCUAUCAUCAAGGCGUCUACGGCACUGCAGGCAGGCAUUCUGCCGCCGAACCGACUGUUCCACAAGUUGAAUCCCAAGAUUGAGCCUUACUACUCAAACUUGAAAAUCCUGACAGAGGCUCAGCCCUGGCCAAGGCUGCCUGAAGCCGGCACGCGGAGAGUAAGCGUCAACAGCUUCGGGUUUGGAGGUGCAAAUGCACACGCCAUUGUCGAGUCUGCGGAUGGCUACAUCGCCAGGAGGGCCGCUGCACCAAACCCCCGCUCGUUUGCUCCCUGUCCCCUGUCGGCCGCCUCGGAGACGGUGCUCACCGCCAUGAUGGAACGCCUCAGGAGCUACCUCAAAAGUCAGAUAGCAUCCGGCCGCACGGACAUCAACAUGCGCGACCUGGCGUGGACGUUGUGCAGCCGCCGCUCGACCUUGGGCGUCCGCAGUGUGCUGCCCGCGGCCAAGAGCCCGCAGGACCUGCUGGACAAGCUGGAAGCAUCCGCCCAGCUGCCCCCGCCUGCGACCUCGACCAAGAAAGCGCCCGAAACAGGCCUGAGGGUGUUUGGCGUAUUCACUGGACAGGGCGCCCAAUGGCCGCGCAUGGGAGCCGAGCUCAUUGAAGAUUCGCCGACCGUCGCCAGCAUUGUCCGUCGCCUCGAUCAAAGUCUACAGUCUUUGCCGGUGCGAGACAGGCCCUUAUGGACGCUGCGCGACCACCUGCUGGCCCCGAAGGAGUCAUCCCAAGUGUACAUUGCAUCCUUGUCCCAACCCCUGUGCACGGCAUUACAGAUAAUCCUGGUGGACCUGCUCAAGGUUGCCGGUAUAACGUUUUCCGGCGUCGUCGGCCACUCGUCAGGUGAAAUAGGCGCCGCCUACGCCGCCGGCUACCUCACGGCGUCGGACGCCAUACGCGUGGCUUACUACCGCGGCCUGCACCUCAAAUUGGUGACCACGAAGGGGGCCAUGCUGGCCGCGGGGACGACCUUUAACGACGCACAGGAGCUCUGCUCCCUACCGGCAUUCGAAGGGCGCGCGUGCGUGGCUGCCAGCAACUCCCCGGCCAGCGUCACCCUGUCCGGCGACGCCGAUGCCAUCGAGGAGAUCCAGAUCAUCCUCGGGGAGGAGAAGAAGUUUAACCGCAUGCUCCAGGUCGAUCGCGCCUAUCACUCGCACCACAUGAACGUCCUGGCCGAGCCCUACAAGCGCUCGCUCGAGGAGUGUGGGAUCAAGCCCCUGCGACCUGCUGGUGGCUGCCGUUGGGUGUCGUCCGUCUUUACUUGCGACGUUUCCGACAUCCCAUCUGACGUGAGUCUGGGGAGCUCUUACUGGGUUGCCAAUCUCGUCCAACCGGUCCGGUUCACCGAGGCCUUGGAGAUGCUGUACUGGGGUGCUGCACUGAACGGAGGAUUUGACCUCGGAAUCGAGGUUGGACCGCACCCGGCCCUCCAAGGACCUGUCAAACAAACAGUGCAAGAAUUCACGGCCGACUCGCCGUUGGCCUACACUGGACUGAUGAAGCGGGGAGAAAACAGCACUGAAGCCAUGUCCAAGGGCCUUGGGUACAUCUGGCAGACCUUUGGGGAAGGCGUCGUGGAUUUCGGUGCAUACGAGGCAUUUUGUGCCGGCGAACCUGCAGGUAAGUCGACCUUUGCCGUCACCAAGGGCCUCCCCACCUAUCCCUGGGAUCACAGCCGAACGCUCUGGCAAGAGUCUCGGUUAUCAAAAGCCUUCAGGACGAGCGACAAACCUCCACACGAGCUACUUGGGCGCCAGCUGCUGGACGGAGUGCCAGACCGGUUGCGAUGGCGCAACAUCAUCAAGCGAAGUGAGAUCGAUUGGCUCGAGGGCCAUCAAGUGCAAAGCCAGAUCGUCUUCCCGGCGGCUGGAUACAUCUCGGCCUGUAUCGAGGCGUGCAUGCUCGCCUUUGCGGGAGACGAAUCCCCCUUGCAGUGCAUUGAGCUCCUCGACUUUGACAUUGGACAUGCCAUGGUGAUUGAAGAGGACGACAACCUGGGGGUCGAUGCCAUGAUUGAGCUGAGCGACAUCACCAGGUCGGACAAGACCAUAAAAGCUAGGUUUGGAUUCCACUCGACCGCCAGCAACGACUCUCUUCCCAUGAACACUCAUGCCAGCUGCAGAGUUAUUGUCAAUCUUGGUAUCUCUGAUUGCAAUGUUUUACCGUCGAAGCCGCAUAACGAUGACAAGGUCUUCCUAUUGGACGUCGAGGCGGAGCGAUUCUACAACAACCUCGAUGGUCUUGGAUUCAACUACUCUGGACCAUUCCGCGCACUCGAGGGAUUGAAAAGGCGCCUGGGGUACGCAGAGGGGUUUAUUCAGAAUGCCUCGUCAGCAAUAGAUCCAAACGUCGUACCGCCGCUGUUGAUCCAUCCCGCCACUCUGGACCUUGGCAUUCAGUCCAUCAUGCUGGCGUACUCUUACCCGGGAGACACCAUGCUGCGCUCAAUCUAUCUCCCCACGCGUUUCGAACGCAUACUCGUCAACCCAGCGCUCUGCGCCGACUUUGCCGGCCAGCGGGCCAAGGUUCCAUUUGAUGCCGUUGCGUUUACCGGCGCCGUGAAAAGCGUGACGGGCGACAUCAACAUCUACUCACCUCGAGGAACAUCUUUCAAGGCUCUGCAGCUUGAAGGGCUCCAGACGCGGCCGCUGUCCGAGUCCGAGGGCAUCAGUGUUUUUACCGAGAUGUCCUGGAACGUUGCGACACCCGACAGCGAGAUGGUCGUCGCAACCACCUCGGUCCCGCCGCUGGAUGCAGAGUUUUUCUUCACCCUCGAGCGUGUGGGCUACUACUACCACCGCGUUCUCAAUGCCGCGUUCCCCCGUUGCGAACGCGAUAAUUUGGAGUGGAAUUUCAAAAGGCUGCUCGAGUACAACGAUUCCGUCCUGGACGGGGUCGACAAGGGUAGGAACCCGUUUGCGCGGGCGGAGUGGAGGAACGAUUGCAAGGAGACCAUCGACGAGAUCUUGGACAAGUACCCCAACAGCCCCGAUCUGAGGCUUCUGCGCGCCGUCGGUGAGAAUAUCGUGGCCGUGGUGAAGCAAGAGACGACCAUAUUGGAGCACAUGAUCGAGGAAGACAAACUCAACAUAUUUUACGAGUUUGGAGAGGGUUUUCCCCAAUACGCGUCGUACAUGGGUGCAUUUGCUGGUCAGCUCGCCCAUCGCUAUCCGCACAUGAGGGUCCUGGAAAUCGGCGGUGGGACGGGCAUGGCGACCAAAGCCAUUAUUAAAGAGGUCGGUGACCAGUUUUCGACGUACGACUUCACCGACGUUUCCAGUGGAUUCUUCCCCAAGGCCUCGGCUACUUUCUCUCAGUACAAGUCCAAAAUGAACUUUCAAGUUCUCGACAUCGAAAAAGACCCAUUGGAACAGGGGUUUAAACAAGGCUCGUACGACCUUAUUGUGGCGUCUUUGGUGCUCCACGCCACCCGCAACCUCACUGAAACUAUGGCGAACGUUCGGAAACUGCUCAAGCCGGGCGGUUAUCUUCUGCUGAUGGAAGUCACAGAGAACGAGCAGAUGAGGUUCGGGCUUUUGUUCGGCGGUCUUCCUGGAGCAUGGCUUGGAGCCGAAGAAGGCCGGACCUUGUCUCCCUGCGUCGGUAUGAAAGAGUGGGAGGCGGUUCUCAAGAAAACCGGCUUCGGCGUGGAAACAUCUGUUCCGCACCACGAGACUCUCCCGGUCCCAUUCUCCGUCAUUGUAGCACAGGCUCUCGACGACAAGGUCGAGUUUUUGAAGCAACCUUUAGUCCAGGCUGCCGAGGACGGCACUGUGAUACCUGCUCGGCUGACGAUUGUCGGAGGCGGACCCAAGAGUUCUGCGUUGGCUUCCGAGGUAACUAAACUCCUCGGCCCGCGCUAUGAAAACAUCAGAUACAUUGAGGCCUUGGAUAAAGUCCGAGGCGACGAUUUAGGGGUGGGCGGCAGUCUCCUGUGUUUGGCAGAUCUCGAUGGCCCUGUGCUCAAGUCUAUAGACGAGGGCAAGCUUCGUGGCUUCCAGGACAUCUUUCAGCAUUCCAAAAACGUUCUCUGGGUCACGAGCGGUGUGCGCGAGGGAGAUCCCUACGCGAGGAUGGUAAUUGGGUUCGGGAGGACUAUUGUGCUUGAGAUGCUGCACCUGCGACUCCAGUUCCUCGACCUCGAGUCCAACACGACACCAAGCGCCUCGGCCGUUGCCGCGACGAUGCUUCGAUUCGAUGUCACGGGAUCUUGGGAUGAAGAACACGGAGACAUGUCAUCUUGUCUGUUACACUCCACCGAGCCCGAGUUAUUCCUCGAUACCAAAGGGAGACUAUUUGUUCCCCGCUUCAAGCACAAUCACGAAAUGAACAACCGCUACCAGUCGAGCAAGGCUAAUAUUAAAGAGAUGGUGGACGCGGAUGCUUGUACCCUUGAGCUUUGCCAUUCGAGCGAGAGUGAGACGUGGGAGCUCAGCAAGGUGGAUGCUCCUGCGACCCUUCCGUUGUGGGUUUCACGGGAGCAUCUCGUCGACGUGGAUGUCAUGUACUCUGUCAAUCGGUCCGUGGCCAUAACAAAAGACUGCUUUCUUUUCCCAAUUUUGGGAAAGGAGAGCCGCACGGGAAGGCCCGUUGUGGGACUGGCUCCGACCCUGACGUCCAACGUCGUCAUUCCAAGCUCUUUCAUUCUCCACGGCAUCUUCACUUCAGAGGAUCGCGCAGUCGACACUCUCGAGACGUUCUUUUCCGUCUUGAUUGCACACGCAGCCCUGGGCGGUGACUGUGAGGAUCUGUCCGGCACACGAGUUAUCGUGGUAGAACCCCGGAACCAAUUGGCAAAUUCCAUCAGCGGGCUCGCGACUGGCGGGAAUGCCAGCGUGCUGUGUCUGACGUCCAAGCUCGGAACCCAGUGGACCCACAUCGGACCCAAGACGCCGAAGCUGGCCAUCAAACAAUUGGUCCGGCCUGAUGCUGGCGCCAGAUCCAGCUGCUGCAUCUUGGACAUGGCGGAGGACGGCGGUCUCGCUGAAACCAUUGCCAGCUUCUUGCCGUCCACGCAGCGUCGCGUCAUCCGAAAGGCCGACUUGACUGCUCACUCUGGCUUUUUGCCCGCGCGAGACUGCUCCAGAGAGAUCCGGUCGCUCGUCUCUGGUGUUUUCCAUCACAUCAUGAGCAGGGUGGACGGGCCAACGGAGCUACCGGUGCUUGCACCCACUGACGCGACGGCGCCGGAGACGCCCGCCGAGUUUGUCGUCUCUUGGAAGUCGACAACCAGGACGGUUGCCGUGUCUGUGGAGCCCAUCGAAACCAGGGUCAAAUUCCAGGCUGACAAGACUUACUGGCUCGUUGGUCUUACGGGUAACCUGGGCCUCUCGCUUUGUGCGUGGAUGGUAAACCAAGGCGCUCGUCACAUUGUCGUCAGCAGCAAAAACCCCAAAGUUGACGGCGCCUUUUUGUCCAAGAUGAAGGGCAAGGGCGUCAACUUCAAAGUGCUUCCCCUCGAUGUUUGCGAUCGCGACUCUGUUCGAGCGACGUACAAAACCAUCCAAAGCACGAUGCCGGCCGUUGCUGGAGUAUGCCAAGGCGCCAUGGUGCUGCACGACACCAUGUUUACAGAGCUCGACGUGGAGCGGGUCGAAAAGGUCACCAGGCCCAAGGUACAAGGCAGCCUGUACCUCGAGGAAAUCUUCCACGACACGGCCCUGGACUUUUUCGUCUUUUUCUCGUCCAUAGCCUCCGUGGUCGGCAACCCGGGCCAGUCAGCCUACGCCGCAGCCAACAUGUUCAUGUCCGGCCUCGCGACGCAACGCAGAAAUCGGGGACUGAACGCGUCGGCCGUGGCGAUCGGCGCCAUCUUUGGCAACGGGUACGUCACGAGGGAGUUGACGCUGGCACAGCAGGAAUAUCUGAAGAAGGUGGGGAACCGGUGGCUGUCGGAGCAGGAUUUCCACACCCUCUUCGCAGAAGCUGUCUACGCCGGCCAGUCGCACCGCGGCAAAAACCACGAGUUCGCCACGGGGCUGAUGACUAUCGAAGACGGCGACGACUUUGGUCAGAGGGUCACUUGGUUCAAAAACCCCAUGUUCCAGCACUCUGUGAGGACGGGUGGUAACCAAGGACAGGCCGGCGAGACUGGCAAGAGCCACCGAAGAGUCCAGACCAAGGUUUUGCUUCAAGACGCCGUCAGUGCCGAGGACAUACGCGAAAUCAUCUAUGGUGAGUACCCAGAGCCAAUCCUGGAACAUGGCAUCAGGAAGGUGCAGAAUCUAACCCAGCUCCUUGAACGCGGUAUAGAUGCCUUUGCCCUCAAGCUGCAGGAGGCUUUGCAGGUCGAAAAGGGCCGUCCCGUCGGCAACUUGACGGCAGAUACUCUCGGCAUCGACUCGUUGGUCGCCGUUGACAUCCGGUCCUGGUUCAUAAAGGAGCUGCAGGUCGAGGUUCCAGUGCUCAAGAUUCUCAGCGGCGCGACGGUCGACGACAUGAUUGCUCAAGCUCAGAGGCUACUGCCCAAGGAACUGAUACCCAAAUUCGAUGACAAGGCAACUGGCCUCAGCAAGCCGCGGGGAAGGUUCGAGCCGGCAGCGGCGCCACCGGCAUCACCAGUGCAAAAGCAGGAACCGAUCAAGGCCAAGCCUGAAAAGGCUACAGCCCCAGCCCCAGCCCCAGCCGUUGCUCCUCCAGUGCAGAAGGUGGACAAGUCAGUUCCGCCAACCAAGAUUGAUACUGCCCCUCAUACCUCCAAGUCAGCAAUGUCAGUGUUGAUACCAGCUGAUGACGAAAGCUCCACUGGGCCCAAGUCCACCCCCAACACCGACUACUUCGGCCAAACCCCCACCAAAUCCAGUGGUUCUUCGCCGUGGAGUUCCAAAAGUUUAUGGUCCGAGAUUGAGAGGCCCGACAGCCCCGACAGCCCAGACACCCCACCACUCUCGCGCAGCGCAGGUGUCAGCCUCGCCCAGGCAGCCAUAAGCAAGCAUCUGAAAGAAAACCAUGCCAUCGCCAGCGCCGGCUUCGAGAUCACCAAGAGCGGGCCCAUUUCCUUUGCCCAGUCCAGGUUCUGGUUCCUGCAGCACUUUCUCGAGGAUCCCGCCUCGGCUCUCAACAUCACCGUGGACAUCAACCUCCAAGGUGCUCUCAACGUCCCGAAGCUGGAGAAGGCGGUCGCUUCGGUGGGGAGGCGACACGAGGCCCUCCGCACCAGGUUCACGGCCGCCACGAACUCGGAAGGCGUCAUGCAGGAGGUCCUCGCAGCGUCGUGUCUGGGUCUCGAAGUCUACGACGUCAAAGGCGCUGCCGACGCCGAGGCCUUUUACAAGGCGCUCUCUGCGCACAGUUACAGACUCGACCGGGGUGAGAAUAUGAGAAUCGUGCUCCUCCGCAUGAGUCCAAAGUCAUUCCGCCUCCUCAUCGGCUAUCACCAUAUAAACAUGGAUGGAGUCAGUCUCGAGGUUGUUUUGCAGGAGCUGCAGCUCGGAUACAGCGGUGGCGCUCUCAAGCCCGAGUCGCAAAUCUUGCAGUACCCCGACUUUUCCAGACAGCAACACUCGGACUACGACUCUGGCCGCUUGGCUGACGAUCUUGCAUUCUGGCGCAGCGAGUUCAGAGGCCAGGCCCCGCCCGUGCUUCCUCUUUUGCCUUUGGCCAAGAUUCAAUCCCGCAAACCCUUGACCACGUAUUCGACAACCACGACCGAAUUUUGUCUAGAUGAAGAGGAGAUGCACAAGAUCCAGGCGGUCUGCCAGAUGCUUAAGGUGUCGCCUUUCCACUUCCACCUCGCCAUUUUUUACACCCUUUUGGCGCGAUUCGUGGACGUCGACGACCUGUGCAUCGGCGUCAGCUCGGCGAACCGCCAGACUCCCGAAACCAUGUCGAGCGUCGGCAUGUACCUCAAUCUCCUGCCGCUGGUUUUUAAAGUCGACCGCAGCCACACUUUUGCAAACGCCAUCAAGAUGAUCAGAGCCAAGGCCCUGGCGGCCUUCAGCCACGCCGCGGUGCCGUUCGACCUCAUGAUCAAGGACCUCGGCGUCGCCGGCACCAGCUCCCACAGCCCCGUAUUCCAGGCCAUGGUCAACUACCGCCCGGGAGUCUCGACCUCUCGACGAUUUUGCGACUGCGAUAGUGAGGUCGCCACCUUCAAGCAGGGCGAGGUGCCUUACGACUUGGCUUUGGAUAUUAUGGAAAACCCCGGCGGUUCAUCCCUGAUCAUGCUCACCGGCCAGUCGGUCUAUUACGGCAAGACGGAAAUGGAGCUCAUCAAGGGCAUUUAUUUAGAGCUCGUCAAGUCCAUUACUCAGAACCCAGCAACUCGAUUGAAGGCUGCGACCAUCUUCAACUCUAGUCAGGUCAAUGCUUCUAUCCAACUUGGACGCGGCAUCUAUCAAAAACCACAAUGGCCCGCCACUUUGGUGCAUCGCAUCGAUAACAUGGCCGAGCGUUAUCCUGAUAACAUUGCCGUAAAAAAUGGCCAAGGAGACCGCAUUACCUACCGAGAGAUGUCACAAAAAGUCGAUUGCAUCAGUCACGCUUUGAGCAACGACUCUUCUUGCCCCAUCGGCGUCAGGAGCACAGUCGGCGUUCUCCUUGAUCCAAGCUCGGACUGGAUUUGCUCGAUUCUGGCCAUCCUGCGCCUAGGAGCAAGAUAUGUGCCCCUUGACAUCGUGACGGGAUGGGAAAGACUAUCGUCCGUAGUUCGCGAUUGCAAGCCGGACCUCAUAUUGGUCAACAACCGCCUAGAAUCCCAAACAAGAAAUCUCGGGGACACCAUCGCGACUGCGCAAUUCGUCAACAUUGAGAAACUCGCCCCGGCUACAAAUCAGCGUAGAUGUCUCAUCGCAACCGAGGCUGACCAUGUUGCCGCCCUCAUGUACACCAGCGGAUCGACAGGUGUACCCAAGGCGAUAGUUAUCAAGCACGAAUCCAUGCGAAACAGCAUCGAAGCUUUCACAAAGGUGGUGGAAUACCGCGAGGGACAGGAGGUUUCGCUCCACCAGAGCUCAUACAGUUUCGACAUGUCACUGAGUCAAAUCUUCCUUGACCUCGCCAACGGAGGGACUGUACACGUCGUCCCGAGGGCACUGCGCGGCGACCCAGAGGCCAUCUCGUCCAUAAUCGCCAGAGAGGGCAUCACCUUCACAAGUGCCACCCCAUCCGAGGUCAUCUCUUGGAUCGAGCACGGGAGUCUCUUGGAGCUUGGCAGGUCCAGCUUGAGAAAAGUAGUGUGCGGAGGCGAACCGGUCAAGCAGAGUUUGAUCAACGGCCUGCGCAAAAUAGACAAACCGGAUCUGGCCUUCUUCGAUGGCUACGGCCCCACCGAGAUCACGUUUUGCUGCGCCAUGAGGGCGGUCGAUUACCGCAGCGACGCGCCGCCAAACACCGAGGCGGGAGGGUUCAAGCCCUGGCCCAAUGUCUCGGUCUACAUCCUCGACGCCGACCAGAACAUCGUACCUGCUGGCGUCACCGGCGAGAUCGCAAUCGGCGGUGGGGGUGUCGUCGCGGGGUACAGUGACCACAAGCUGAGUGCUGCCGCCUUCAAGCAUGACAAGUGGGCCUCCUCCGAGUUCGUCCAGAGCGGUUGGACCCGUCUGCACCUGACCGGAGACGUUGGCAAGAUUGACCCAACCGACGGCACGCUCAAGCUCAAGGGGAGGAUCGCCGGCGAUACCCAGAUCAAGCUCCGCGGAAUGCGCCUCGACGUUCGCGAGGUUGAGCUGGCCAUCAUGAAGACCGCCCAAGGCGAGAUCAACGACGUUGUGGUCACGGCGCACAACAACAAGGCGACGGGCGCCAGCUCCUUGAUUGCGUUUGCCAUUGUGGCUGAUCCCAAGGCCUCUCACGACUUCAGCCGCGUUCUGGCUCGGCUUCCUUUGCCACAGUACAUGCGCCCGGCAGCAAUCUUCCCCGUUGACAAGUUCCCCACCAAUGCAUCAGGCAAGGUCGAUAGGAUCGCCAUCAGGAAUCUCGAUCUGCCUCAGACCCAAGACUUUGAUCGCAAGUCGGCCGUCAACAGCGAUGCUCACCUCACAGACACCGAAUCACGGCUGGCGCAGCUCUGGACUCAAGUCAUAACAAAGGGUGUGAUUUCGCAGUACCAAAUCACCAACGAGUCCAACUUCUUCCACGUCGGCGGGACCUCCAUCCUGCUCGUCCAGCUUCGGUCGGCAAUCGAGGCCUCCUUCGGCACAAGGCCCACCCUGUUCCAGCUGUUUGAGGCAGGCACGCUGGCAACCAUGGCGGCCCUCAUAGCACCGCUCUCCUCCAGCUCGACACCAGCAUCAAAGAGUCCCAACAAGCAUCUCGGCACCACUCGGACCACAGAGACAGACUGGGAGGAGGAAACACGCAUCUCUCCGGACCUAGUCGACGUGCGCGGCGAGAGCGACCACUUUGGGAACCCUACCGUCGUCGUCCUCACCGGCGCAACGGGCUUCCUCGGCAGAUCCAUCCUGGGGCGACUGCUUCAGGACAACGUCGUGGAAAAGAUUCACUGCCUCGCGGUGCGCAGCGAUCCCAAGGACGACCUCUUCCGCUCCCCCAAGGUUGUGGUGCACCGAGGAGACCUGGCAGCUCGCAACUUUGGCAUGCCCACCAAGGAGCUCGCCGACAUCUUCUCCGAGGCGCACGCCGUAAUCCACAACGGCGCCGACGUGUCCUUCAUGAAGACCUACGCCACCCUCAAGCCGGCCAACUAUGAAAGCACCAAGCAGCUCGUACGCCUGUGCCUGCCGCGCCGCAUUUCCUUCCACUACAUCUCCUCGGCCAGCAUCGUCCAGCUCACGCAAAAGGAUACCUGGGGCCUCGAGUCGGUCCAAGACUACCCUCCCAUACCGAGCAGGAACGCGACCGGCUACGUGGCGACCAAGUGGGCCAGCGAACGGUACCUCGAAAAGGUCAGCGACAAGUGCGACCUGCCCAUCUGGAUCCACCGGCCGUCCUCCAUCAAAAACCCCGAGGCGGCGGCGGCGGGCCGGCCGGCCGGCGACCUUAUCUCUAACCUGAUGCACUACUCGCGCGAGCUCAGGUCCAUCCCCGAGGUGUGCUCGUGGAACGGCUGGCUCGACUUCGUCGCGGUGGAGACGACGGCCUCGGAGAUCGUCGACGAGGUCUACAGGGACUUUUUCUGGCCCGGCCACGUGUGUUACCUGUACCAGAGCGGCGACGAGAUCAUCCCGCUGGCGGACCUCAGGUCCACGCUACAGCGUGAGGCAGGCUGCGAGUUCGAGGUGCUAAAGAUGGACGAGUGGGUGGCGAGGGCACAGGCUAAAGGCAUGAGCGAGCUGCUUGGGGAUUACCUCUGUGCUUCAGCCAACGCCCCUGUGACGUUGGCCAUGUUGCAAAAGGGAGAGGCUUGGCAUUGA
This is a messenger RNA of Pyricularia grisea, 12426 nucleotides long. RefSeq lists its product as uncharacterized. NCBI's taxonomy places the organism in Eukaryota, Fungi, Ascomycota, Sordariomycetes, Magnaporthales, Pyriculariaceae. The record is from RefSeq and is a predicted model, not a curated record. The coding region runs from base 1 to 12426 and encodes 4141 amino acids. The transcript is spliced from 5 exons. Gene Ontology annotation, biological process: fatty acid biosynthetic process; secondary metabolite biosynthetic process. Gene Ontology annotation, molecular function: fatty acid synthase activity; phosphopantetheine binding; 3-oxoacyl-[acyl-carrier-protein] synthase activity.